AUGCAACGUGAAAUCGACGAGUUGAAGAGGGAGUUGCGUCAUGCUCGGCGAAGACGUUCACCGCCCAGCUUCGAACCGUCCUUUGAGGAGACAGAUGGCGCUAGUUAUAGACAAAGAUCUAGGAUUCUGCCCAGCGAGACCUUUUCCUAUGAAGAGGAGCACCACCAUAGACGUAGGCAGAAAAGCCCGCCUUGCAAAGGCUUGGGGAAUGAUGCCAUGAACAAGGCGCUGAGUCAAGUUUCUAAAUCACCUUUCACACGGAACAUAGAAGAUGCGAGCCUUGCUCAGCGAUUUCAUCAACCCCCAUUCACCAUUUAUAAUGGUUGGACAGACCCAGUAGAACACGUUAGCCAUUUCAGUGAAAGGAUGGCUGUUCAUUCCAAAGAUGAGGUCUUGAUGUGUAAGGUCUUUCCAUCUAGCUUAGGCCCGGUGGCGAUGAGGUGGUUCAACGGUCUGAGGGCGAACUCUAUCAACUCCUUCAAGAAACUCACCCGAGCUUUUGGUGCUUGCUUUAUUACUUGCAGCAGGGUUCCUUGGCCUCUGGAAUCCUUAUUGUCUAUGUCCAUGCGGGAGGGUGAGACCCUGAAGGCAUAUUCGGAUAGAUAUUGGGAGAUGUUUAAUGAAAUAGAAGGAAAGUAUGAUGAUGUGGCCAAUAGCACUUUCAAGGUUGGUUUUCCAGCCGAGCAUGAUUUGAGAAAAUCUCUAACUGGUAAACCUAUUACUAGCAUACGCCAAUUGAUGGAUCAGAUUGACAAGUAUGGAAGAGUCGAAGAAGACCAACUGCAAGGGAUAGGGAAGGCUAAGGUGAUCCCUCAGGAGAGGAGGGAUUUCAGGUUGAACCGGUACAACAAUAACCGACCUUGGAAAGACUUUAUUGGGCAGUUAGGGUUUGCCAACUCCCAGGCGGUUAAUGCUGUGUUUCGUGAGCCAGUGCAACAAGUACUAGAAAAGAUUAAGAAUGAGCCGUUCUUUAAAUGGCCAAAUGAGAUGGCAAGAGAUCCUAUGAGACGCAAUCAAAACCUUUAUUGCCACUAUCAUUAA
Quercus lobata is the source of this 1041-nucleotide messenger RNA. RefSeq lists its product as uncharacterized. The coding region runs from base 1 to 1041 and encodes 346 amino acids. Lineage: Eukaryota; Viridiplantae; Streptophyta; Magnoliopsida; Fagales; Fagaceae. The record is from RefSeq and is a predicted model, not a curated record. The transcript has a single exon.